UGGCGACGCUACCGGUGGGCGGCGCCCCGGAAGGCCCCGCGCGGACGAGCCGGAAGGCGGGGGGGUGGGGCCUGCGCGCGGGGCGGGGAGGCCUGGUGUCUCCGCGCCUGCCGGCCUGUGACCUCGCGGCGCCGCCUCCGCAGGAACGCUUACCCCGAGGUCUGCCGCGAUGCCCGUUGCGGUGGAGGACAUCAUGAGGUUGCUGUGCUCCAUCUCCGAGGAGAGGAAGAUGAAGGCGGCCGUCAAGCACUCCGGGAGGGGCGCCCUAGUCACUGGGGCCGUGGCCUUCGUUGGUGGCUUGGUGGGCGGUCCACCAGGACUAGCCGUUGGGGGGGCCGUCGGCGGUCUGUUAGGUGCCUGGAUGACGAGUGGACAGUUUAAGCCGGUUCCUCAGAUCAUAAUGGAGCUACCGCCUGCCGAGCAGCAGAAGCUCUUUAACGAAGCCACUGCCAUCAUCAGGCACCUGGAGUGGAUGGACGCCGUGCAGCUGACCAUGCUGGUCAUGGGCAGCGAGGCCCUGCAGAAGCAGCUGCUGGCGAUGCUGGCCAACUACGUCACCAGGGAACUGCGGGCGGAAGUGCAGUACGACGACUAGGCCUCUGCCCUGGGAAGGGGGCCGUUCGGAUGAUUCCCCCGACUCGUGGGAGGUGACUGGGGAGCUGCAGGAAGCCCACAUCAUCAGAACGUUACCUGAACUGUAGCAGCACCUCCUGCUGAAGAGGCUGCUGCUGUGCUAGGUCAUGCUGUGGAAAUUACUGGAGAAGAUGCUGUGCUUUAUGGCCGUGUGCACCUGUGUGUCCUGACCGCCUUUCAGGGGGAAGCUGGUGAAUAGCAAAGCUGUGCCUGCUGCCAUGUGAUGGCAGUUUUGUGAAUCCACGCUGGCUCACACAGGAGCCAGAAGGUCCUCACGUUCAGUCUCUCAUCUCAUCACAAGAAGAUGACGCCUGUCCAGGCACCCAUUUCAGGACCGCCCCCCCCCCGUCCCGCCUCUUGGGACUUGGGGGGCUGGCCCCUGCUGGAAUCAUGUUUGCCUCUUGAUUAUCCAUUCACCACCCAGUGACUUCUGAGUGGCCUCAGGGAGGGGGCAUUCGGCCUGCUGAGUGAAGCCAGGAACGCCAGUGGCUCUCAGUCCCUCCCCCACUAGCUGCCAGACUGGCUUCUCACCCUCCCGGGGGCUUACUUUCCCCAUCUGAACAGUCACAGUAGUUCUUGUGUUCUGCUUUUUAAGUUAAUUAUUUUCAGUAAAAGCAUUUCUCUUUCUGAAGUGGUAGGAUCAUAACUUACCUAGACACAGGAAAUGUCUCCAUCCUAAAUUUCCCUAAUGCUGUUUUUGCUUUGCUUUCAGAACCACAACUUGACUGUCAUCAAAUUACAGUAAAUGUUUUCUGAAUCGUCCUGUUCUCCACCUAUUUUGUGUAAAGCGUCUCUAAGAGUCAAAGUCCUAUGCUUGGAACACAAAGGAAGAGAACGGAUUUGUGGGUUUAAAGAGUGAAUGAAAGCUGUGAAUUCCUGGGCCCGACACCUGAGCCUCCAGGCUGCUGUGGUUCCCGGGCUGCCAGUGCGUGCACACUGCCCGGGCCUCCCCUGGCAUCCGCAGCGUCCCUUGGGUCUCUCCAGGGAGCUGGAAGGAAGCUUCACUGGCCUCCCUGGGGUACAGCAGAAGGCACUCGUGUGGAGCAGAGAUAGUGCCCCGCACCUUCUUGUGGGUCAAGAAAACUUCAGGGCAAAUUUGAACCUGUGGUGAUUAAGGAAGGAUCAGGCUUUUAUCUCAGAAAAGUUGCUCUCUAUCUGGCCUCGUCUAGCACUCAUCAGGUGCCCUUUACAGGUCAAAUGCCUGCGGUUGAUGAGGCCACUUGGUCAUUUGCCCUGCUUGGGUUGAUGAGGGAGCAGGGCAGGGCCCUUUUAGAUGAUUCUCCUGACUCAUAGACGGUGACUGCGGAGUUUGGGGGGAUCCCACCCACUUAUUACUUGUGUUGGGUCCUACUUUGCCGGGCUCAUCCUACACCAGUGUCCACUGGAUCCCUCCCCUGGCCUGCCUGCCUUUACCCCUGGGGAAGCCACUCUGGGGAGAUGGCCUGAUUCCCAACCAGACAGGUGUCAGAUGAAGCAGGCCUUACCGAAUGAAGUCACUGGCCUAGCCAGGUCCUGGGUGACUUGUGGUAGACUCUGGGCCCAAGAGGAGUCCAGACCUGAGUCUCAUCUCUCCCAGGAGCUGAAAGCACUUUCCUUGCUUUCCUUUCAGGCUCUCCUCACAGGGACUGUGGCUUAGUAUUUCUUCAUCUUCUUUGACAAUUUUUGACUUAUUUAUUUUGGAAACUUGGAAGAUACCAGAAAGUAUAAAUGGAAAAUGAAGGCAUCCUCCUAUGCUGACUGCUGCUCCGGCCCCUUUCCAGAUGCAGCCACUGUACCAAUUUCUUCUGUAUUCCUGUUUUUAGAUAGUCUUGUUUGUCAGUGUUUAUUGCUGAAAACAGAAAAGUACAAUGAAAUAAAAACCAUUAAAUUAUCACCACCCCAAUAAAACCUACUGUGAACACA
Molecule: messenger RNA, 2535 nt
Organism: Bubalus bubalis (water buffalo)
Lineage: Eukaryota; Metazoa; Chordata; Mammalia; Artiodactyla; Bovidae
Gene: C18H19orf12
Product: chromosome 18 C19orf12 homolog
Exons: 3
Coding region: 170-595 (141 amino acids)
Source: RefSeq, a predicted model, not a curated record